Messenger RNA from Panicum hallii, 1495 nucleotides. Its product is annotated as MADS-box transcription factor 31-like. The record is from RefSeq and is a predicted model, not a curated record. Gene Ontology annotation, molecular function: protein dimerization activity; DNA-binding transcription factor activity, RNA polymerase II-specific; RNA polymerase II cis-regulatory region sequence-specific DNA binding. Lineage: Eukaryota; Viridiplantae; Streptophyta; Magnoliopsida; Poales; Poaceae. The coding region runs from base 538 to 1284 and encodes 248 amino acids. Gene Ontology annotation, cellular component: nucleus. Gene Ontology annotation, biological process: positive regulation of transcription by RNA polymerase II. The transcript has 7 exons.
UCAUGAAAGUUUGAUUUGUGAAAUAUAAGCACUGCACAGUUGAACUAGCAUUUGUGCCUGUAUAGAUAACUUUUCAUCGUUUCCUGCAUCUGAAACCAUUUGCUUUCGUCUCUCAUGAUUUGAUGGUUUUAGACCAUUUGCUAUCAUCUCUUCUCAUGAAUAUGCAAUCUUUUCAUCUUCUCGUGCUUUUAUAUCCAUUUGAUCUUCAUGGAAGUUUGAUUUUUCUGGACCAACUGUUCCUUUUGUUGAAGUUCAUAAACCAGGAAAUAUAGGCACAGCACAGUUCUACUAGCAUUUGUGCCUGCGCAGAUAACUUUCCAAGUUUCAAUCCUAUCCUGCAUCUGAAAGAUUGAAACCAUUUGUUAUUAUCUCUCAUGAUCUUGGUGGUUUGAGGCCAUUUGCUUUUAUCUCCUCUCACGAAUAUGAAACCUUUAUUUGGUUCUUAUCAUGGAUGAACUUUGGUAUCUGAAGCAUGAUUGUUAUGAUUCGCAAUACAUGUUCUUCUGGUAGGUUGGAAAGAAGCACUAAAUUGGACCAAUGGGGCGUGGAAAAGUAGAGCUGAAAAAGAUUGAGAAUCCAACGAACCGGCAAGUUACCUUCUCCAAGAGGAGGAUGGGGCUGUUCAAGAAGGCAAACGAGUUAGCUAUUCUUUGUGAUGCACAAAUUGGAGUCAUCAUAUUCUCUGGCAGUGGCAGGAUGUAUGAAUACUCAAGCUCCCCAUGGAGAAUAGCAAACAUAUUUGACAGAUACCUGAAAGCCCCUAGCACCCGUUUUGAGGAGAUGGACAUCCAGCAGAAAAUCAUCCAGGAGAUGACUAGGAUGAAGGAUGAGAGGAACAGGCUCAGGAUCAUCAUGGGACAGUACAUGGGGGAGGACCUGGCCUCGUUCUCUGUGGAAGAUCUGAGCAACCUUGAACAGCAGAUGGAGUUUUCGCUGUACAAAGUUCGCCUCAGGAAGCAAGAGCUACUUGACCAGCAGCUGCUGGAGAUGCGCCACAGGGAGAUGCACAUGUCAGAAGAACAGAGCGGCUACCUGUGCCUGAUGAACCCGGCCGCGAGGGGGCAGUGCCAGGCGGCCGAGAUGUCCGGGAACCCGAGGCCGUUCCCGUGGUGGGACGCGGGGGCCAGUGCCAGCGGCAGCGGCAGCCAGAGCAGCCAGCGGCCGCACGGCCGGGACGCCGAGCCGUCGGUGACGGCGCUGCAGCUGUCGCCGCACCUGCACGGGUACAGGCUCCAGCCGCGGCAGCCCAACCUGCAGGACGCCAACCUCCAUGGCUGGCUCUGAUUGCUCGGGCAGAUGGACCUGAACGAGGACGCUGAACUUACUCCUCUGCUUGUGACCUGCUCUGGUAGAGCUUCUUGAAGUCUUCUUCCACAGCUUCAGUCUAUGACUCUACUUACCCAGUUACCCUUCACUUGUGCUGUGUGAUGACAUCGCUCCUUGGAAAGUUGGAUUUGUUUGGACGUCGUGAAUGAGAACAGUAGCGGUUGUUGUA